CACAAAAUGUUUAAAAGGGGGCGUGAGAAGGGACUGCGUUUGGAAACCCCUUCCUGUGCAGAGAAGGAGGAGAAAAAGGAGAGAGAGAGAGAGAGAGAGAGAGUUGCAAAUUCCGAGCAGCUUCAAGACCACAGAAGCAGGGCUGGCAUUGAGUGCAUGCAUGCAAGAAGAAGAGAACAUGACAAAGGAAAUGGAAGAAGGUCCACAGCAGGAAAGUUCCAAACAAGCAGAAAUAGUCCUGAAAACCACCAAGAAAGAGACUUCCUUGUGCCAUGACAAGAAAAAAACUCCUCGAACCCAAGAGAGCUUCCUCUGUGAGCAAGAAACGCAUUCAGAUGAGAUCCCUGUUGAUGUUUCUCAUGCAAAUGACCUCAGUGUAACCGCAGUGGACCAGGUUAUUCAGAAACAUGGGGAUAAUGAGACAAACUCUCAAUGUGAACAGAGUUUCAGCGUGAGCUCAGCUCAGAAAACCAAUCCCGGAGAGAAGCGCUACAAAUGCUCGGUCUGUGGGAAAUGCUUUGCUGUGAGAUCAGGCCUCACUGCUCACGAGAGAACCCACACGGGCGAAAAGCCGUACACAUGUUCGGACUGCGGGAAGAGCUUUAGCGUGAGUUCCAGCCUGAAGGCCCACAAGAGGAUCCACACCGGAGAGAAGCCGCAUGAGUGUUCGCACUGUGGGAAGCGGUUCUCUGUGAGCUCGACCCUGAAAAAGCACUACCGGACACACACGGGUGAGAGGCCCUAUGAGUGCUUGGUCUGCGGGGUGAGGUUCCGCCAGAUUGGCAGCCUGAAAGCUCACCAAAAAAUCCACACAGGAGAAAAAUCCUGCGAGUGCUCAGUCUGCGGGCUGGGCUUUAGUGAGCUCUCUGUCCUUUUUGCCCAUUAUAGGACCCACACAGGAGAGAAACCCUACAAGUGCUCCGAGUGCAACAAGAGCUUCUACCAGAAACAGGGGCUUGCUCUGCACCUGAAGAUGCAUUUUGGGGAGCGGCCGUAUAAAUGCUCCGAAUGCGGGAAAAGCUUCAGCGUGAGCUCACGCCUUAAGAAGCACCAGUUGAUCCAUACAGGAGAGAGGCCCUUCCAGUGUCAGCAGUGUGGAAAAAGCUUUUGUUCAAGUACAGAUCUCAUCAUCCAUGAGAGAGCCCACGCCGGAGACAAGCCCUAUCAAUGCUCCUUUUGUGGGAAACGGUUCUGUCGUACCUCGGAGGUGGUCAGCCAUGAAAGAAUCCACACUGGGGAGAAACCCUACAAAUGCCUGGAGUGUGGGAAGAGCUUCAGCGUCAGCUCGCGGUUGAGCACACACAAGAGAGUCCACACAGGGGAGCGGCCGUUCAAGUGCUCGCAGUGUGGAAGGACUUUCACCUACAAGGCCCACCUGGUUGCACACGAGAGGAUCCAUACGGGAGAGAGGCCGUACAAGUGCUCUGUGUGUGGGAAGACCUUUCGGGUGCGCGACUGUCUUAUGGUCCACGAGAGAAUCCACACUGGGGAGAAACCUUUUAAAUGCUUAGACUGUGGCAAAAGCUUCCGGAACAGCUCUUCUCUUGUCCAACACCAAAGGAUACAUGCGGAACGAAACAAAUAAAUGCAGCAUAGAAUAAAAAAGGAGAAAGAGAAAACGAGGGCCACCCAGUUCAGUGUCCAGAUCUGUAGCUUUCUGGCGAAGAAAUUACAUCACAAACAAAGUUGGAAGGCUUUAAUUCAAAAGCAUGCAUUAGGGAAUGCAACAAAGUUCCAACCGACAGUUUAUUUCCCUCAAGUCUCACCCUGUCCCCGUUCCUGCGUUGCUCCAUUUUUCAUGGCAAUCCUCUUCCAGAUUUCAAAUAUACACAGGACAGGUCUAAGGCAUGGCCUGAUUUCCUGGCUUCACAUGCCCUAUUCUGUCUGAUAGAUGGCCAUCCAUCCUGUGAUUCAAAAUCUCCAGAGAAGGAGGCUCCACCACACUUUGAGGCAGUGUAUUCCACUGUUGAACAGCUCUUAUUAUCAGUUAGUUCUUCCUAGUGUUUACAUGCCAUUUCAGUCCAUUGCUCCGUGUUCUGGUCUCCAGAGGAGGUUCCAACUCUAUCACUCCUUUCCACUUUCUGCUAAGAAGGCUGUUCAGGUCCUGAACCAGUGCUUGGCAGCUAUAAUGAUCUGGAUGAGGGCAAACAAAUUGAAAUUAAAUCCAGACAAGACAGAGAUCCUCCUGGUCAGCCUUUUCAGAAAAGUGGAGGGUUCACCUUUUCAUAAGAGUGGAGGUACAGUAUUUACAUUACUGGCAAGAAACAUUUCUGCACCUCACAUUAGGUAAAGGUAAAGGUUUUCCCCUGACAUUAAGUCCAGUUGUGUCUGACUCUGGGGGUUGGUGCUCGUCUCCAUUUCUAAGCCGAAGAACCAGCAUUCUCUGUAGACAUCUCCAAGGUCAUGUGGCCGGCAUGACUGCAUGGAGUGCUGUUACCUUCCUGCCGGAGUGGUACCUAUUGAUCUACUCACAUUUGCAUGUUUUCGAACUGCUAGGUUGGCAGAAGCUGGGGCUAACAGCGGGAGCUCACACCACUCCCCAGAUUUGAACUGGUGACCUUUCGGUCAGCAAGUUCAGCAGCUCAGUGCUUUAACCCACUGCGCCGCUGGGGGCUCCAUUACUGGGCUAAAUAUGAACCAAAGGCAGCAAAGGUUCCAUCACUGGCAUUUACUCCUAUCUCAUGCUGAUACCUGUUCUAAGACUUUGAGGGCCUUUUGCAUUGAUGACCACAAUAGUCUCACAAUUUGUAUUGUUAAAUGUUUUUCAUGUUGUUUGAUAAUCAUCCUGAAAAAUUAGUAGGGAAGGAUGGUAGACCUUAUCUUAAUAAUGAUUUUAAAAAGCAAUGAAAAAUGCAAUAAAACAAAUUGUGUUCAAUAAA
Messenger RNA from Anolis sagrei ordinatus, 2879 nucleotides. NCBI's taxonomy places the organism in Eukaryota, Metazoa, Chordata, Lepidosauria, Squamata, Anolidae. The record is from RefSeq and is a predicted model, not a curated record.